UAUUUAUUUACAUUUCGUUUAACUGUUGUAGAUAUGAAUGAGAAUUCCACAAAAGGAGCUCGACAUGCACUCUUUACAUGUCAUCGAAAUCGAAAUGCGUUAUUCGUUGGUUCCGUUCUAUUUGUCGCCUUCAGCUGCAUUUUUAUGAUUUCAAGUUAUCUUUCUCCUCCCUACCACGUCAUACCUACAGGUUCUCAACAAUUUGUGUACUACUUCGAUCAAAAACAUUGGGCAAAUCGGACACAAAAGCGGAUUUUAUUGUGGACUAGGUAUUUCUACGAUGGCAUGUGGGAAAGAACAGCGCGGAAUGCGUUGGACAAAAGUGUUUGUCCCUACCAGUGUACAUUGACUUCCGACAAAUCCACCAUCAAAGAAUCGGAUGCUGUAGUCUUCCACUUGUUAGAUUUAUAUUUUUGGGAAAGUCCACCGAAGUAUCGAGAACCUCACCAGGUGUGGGUAUUGCACAAUGCAGAACCCCCGCCACAUCAGUUUUACACCGGAAGUUUUGUGACUUAUUCUCGCUUUGCUUUUAACUGGACGUUUUCAUAUAGAAGAGAUUCUACGAUAGCAGCUUCGUAUGGACGUGCCUUGCGACGAACAAAUAAGGAAUCUGCUGAACUUAACAGUAAACCUCGCACAGAUCACACAAAAGAAAAAAGCAAAAUGACGUAUGCUGUGAUAAGUAAUUGCGUUGAUGAUGCUGGGAGGUUUGCCUACGUAAAAACAUUAAGAAAAUACACUCCUAUUGAUUUGUAUGGUAGAUGUGGAAAUCUUACUUGCCCAAGAAAUGCAACUUGUGAACUUAUGCUAAAAUCUUACAGAUUUGCAAUAGCAUUUGAAAACAGUAAUUGUAAAGGAUACGUUUCCGAAAAAUUUUGGAAUGCUCUUCGAAGAGAAAGUAUACCUUUAGUGAACUGGAUCCCAGAACAGGUUCCCGUCGAUGCUCCUCCUAAAUCUUAUAUUAAUGUUCAUGACUUUCCGAAGAUGGAAGACUUGGCAAAACAUUUAGAUAUGUUAGCUUCGAACGAUACAGAGUAUAACAGUUACUUUGAAUGGCGGAAUGAUUACGUCAUCGAAGAUGGAUUCUUUCAAGGGUUCUGUACACUUUGCAAAGCUUUACACAAUAACUCAAUACCUGCUCAAGUUGUGGAUUAUCGAAGCUGGUUAUCAAACGACACUUGUCAGGCAUGGACGAUAUACAGUGUUUUCGCAAGAAGAAUUAAAAAUUAUUUUGUGUAAUCUCAGGAAACUUUACUAUUCUGUUGCAUCACAUGCACUACUUACAGCAUAAUAAUUCGUCAUUAAGCUGGAUGUUUAUGAAACAUGGUUGCUUAGAUGAUUCUUUUUGUUAUUUAUUCACAGCAGUUUGACUGCAAUAUAUGUCCAUUAUACAUGUACUAGUAUAUUAUACUUGUCCACAGUCAUAGAACGCGUUGGUGAUUGAAAUACAUACAUUUUGUUUCUUUGUUUUUAAAAUUUAUUUAUAUUUUAAUUUUAAUAUCUUAAACUUAAAGGUGUAUAUGCAUUUUUGCAUUUGGAACAUUUUACCUCUUGUACAAUAUACAAGUCAAGUUGAAUAGUUGGGCCAUUCAUUGUCUUAGCCACAUAUAUAAGGUGCUAAUAAAAGAUAUUUU
Messenger RNA from Saccostrea cuccullata (small rock oyster), 1634 nucleotides. Its product is annotated as glycoprotein 3-alpha-L-fucosyltransferase A-like. The coding region runs from base 34 to 1239 and encodes 401 amino acids. The transcript has 2 exons. Gene Ontology annotation, cellular component: membrane. Lineage: Eukaryota; Metazoa; Mollusca; Bivalvia; Ostreida; Ostreidae. Gene Ontology annotation, molecular function: fucosyltransferase activity. The record is from RefSeq and is a predicted model, not a curated record.